Messenger RNA from Amyelois transitella, 2568 nucleotides. It is a transcript of the gene Ptp36E, whose product is annotated as receptor-type tyrosine-protein phosphatase kappa. Gene Ontology annotation, molecular function: protein tyrosine phosphatase activity. Gene Ontology annotation, biological process: protein dephosphorylation. The record is from RefSeq and is a predicted model, not a curated record. Bases 444 to 2519 code for a protein of 691 amino acids. Lineage: Eukaryota; Metazoa; Arthropoda; Insecta; Lepidoptera; Pyralidae. The transcript has 17 exons.
GCCGUACCCGCGCCGACGUGCCGCCCUAGACCACUCACGCGCUAAUUUUACACGCUACAACACCUAAUUUUACCUACAUUCAACCCAAAAGUGUAGUGAACCAGAUUUGUGCAACGUACACACGGUGGAAGACUUUGAGGCGGGUGGCUGAGUGUACAAAAAAAGUGUUCACUUUAAAAAUGUCCGCGUUAUUAUGAUAUCGCGUAAACCUGUCCCGUACUAAAACCAAAAAACAAAAUACAAAAGAAAAUGUGUUAAAAAUACAUCAGUGUCAAAUUGUACAAAGUGUAAAUAGUGAUUUUUAUAUUAAUUAUUAUUACUACGCUUAGAUAUAGUUAUUACUUGUGUAUAUAUUUUUUUUUAAAGUUCAGGAAUCGUGAAAUGAGUUGCGCGUGAUUUUUCUUUUUUUUUUCUUAUUUGGUGGUCGUUUAUUUGUGGCAAAGAUGUCCUCGAGGACAGGACAGCGUGGUGCGUCCGUGACCACGAGUCAGAGGAAGCAUCGCUCCAGGUCUACCACCAGGUAUGACCUGGAGAAGAAGCCGAAGAAGAAGGAGACUAUGAGGUCGACUGGCACCACCAGUUUGGUGUCCAUCCCUAAUAGCAUUAAGCUGACAAUGCUGAACAGUGGCCUCAUAUCUUUUGACCGAGUGACGUUUAGACCAGAGACGGAUGAGAACGGGUCCAUAUCGGAGACGAUUCCCGACAAACCGGUGGAGAUCAAGAAUUUCCCGAAACUCUGCGAGCAGCGGCGGAAAUUCCCAGUCCUCUACAAACUCGAAUUUCAAACGGCUGUCAAAGUGGAGACGCAUUCGUGUCGGCACGCUACAAAGAAGACCAAUUUACACAAAAACCAAAACCAAAAAGUUAUACCUUACGACUACAAUCGAGUGGUGCUAGAUACCGUAGACCGGGAGCCUGACUCCGAUUAUAUUAAUGCUUCCUAUAUAGAUAGUGUACUAAAACCAAACGCGUACAUAGUGACGCAGGGGCCAACCGAGGACACAGUGGUGUGUUUCUGGAGAAUGAUCUGGCAGGAGAGGGCGGCGGCCAUCGUCAUGCUCACCAAGACCUUCGACUUCAUCAAAGUAAUGUGCGUGCAGUACUGGCCUCCAAAUAAGGAGAAGGACGAGACUUACGGCGACAUCAGCGUCGGCAUCGUGCAAGAGGAGGAACUGGCUAAUUUCCACAUACGCACCUUCAGGCUUUACAAGACUGAGAAAGAUGUGGUGGUGGAAGAACGUUUCAUCCUACAGUUCCACUACACGCAAUGGCACUCUCACACUUGUCCGUUCAGCAACGCUUUAUUGGAGUUCCGCAGGCGGGUCCGCGCCGUCGUCGGCCGACGAUUGGCCACCAAUCCCGCCGCUGGACCUAUGGUAGUUCAUUGCAAUGACGGAGGAGGUAGAUCCGGAGUCUACUUAGCAAUUGAUGCAAAUCUCGAAUUAGCAGAAGAAGAAGACUGCUUUGAUGUUUAUGGCUAUUUGAAGAAGCUGCGACAAUCUAGAAAAGGCCUUAUAGAAAACGAGGAACAAUACAAAUUCGUGUACGACACAUUAGAGGAGCAUGUCGUCUGCGGCGUGUCCUGGUUUCCUGUGUCGGAACUGUCACAAAGACUGAAGCAGAAGUCCCAAAGAGACCCGGUGUCGAAGCUGAAUGAGUACCAGAAGGAGUACCAGCAGAUCUGCAAGCAGACGCCGAGGUUCACAAUAGGAGACUGCGCUGGGGGUCACAGGGGAGACAAUAGAGAGAAGAAUAGGGACGUUCUCGUGGUGCCACCUGACAACUUUCGUCCGUACCUAACAUCAUUCCAAGGAAACAGUUUUACGGACUACAUCAAUGCCGUAUUUGUUGAUGGUUACACCAAACCACGCGAAUAUAUAGUCACGGAAUGGCCUCUUAUAAUGACCCAAGGAGAAUUCUGGUCUUUAGUUUACGACUACGAAUGUGCUGCAGUAGUAGUACUAUGUGUUCCUCCUAAAAACUCACAACAAUUUCCUCCUUUCUGGCCUGAAGGGCGCCACUCCAAGAAGUAUGGCCCAGUGUUCACGAUAGACCACGUCUCUCAUAACCACUACACUAAUAUCAAGACCUGGAUAUUUAGGAUUAACAAGAAGAUCGUGUCCCUAACAGAGUUGAUGGCCGGUGUCAAAGCUCCACCGAAGACGGUACAGCUGUUCCAACUGACGUGCUGGCCCAUGGGCCACAAGGUGCCGUCGUCGACCAACUCGCUGGUGGAACUCAUGAACAUGGUGGAGCGUUGGCGGCAACGCACCGACUAUGGGCCAGUUUGUGUGGUUUCGCCAGAUGGCCGCAGUCGUGCCGGCGUGUACUGUGCCGCCAACGCCUGUAUCGAGCAAGUCAUCAAACACGGAGAAGUUGACGUUUUCCAAGCCGUCAAGACCGUUCGCCGGCAUCGACCACAACUAGUCGAGAAUAUGACCGAAUACAAAUACUGCUAUGACCUCGUGCUCCACUACGUGCUGCACUAUUUAAAUAAAGAUAUGAACGAAAAGAAGUGAGAGUGCGAACUCAAGGACGAACUCUGGUUCAUCGAGUUCGGGCGCGGCG